CAACCCACACCAUCUUUGCCCCAUAUGCGCCUCCAUCUCUUAUUCCUCUCACCUACCUUUCUUUCAAUUCUCUCUCUUUCUUUACGAAAAGUCUUUUAAUUUCAAUUCUCUACCUGAUUUCAAAUCUUGGGUCUCUCUCUCUUUUUUUCUUUUUCAAUUUAAUAUAAGUUGAUUCUUUUUUUUUUGUUUUUUUUUUUUGGAAUCAUUAUUGAUUGGUAUGGGUUGUACAAGUUCUAAGCUCGACGAUCUUCCGGCGGUUGCUCUUUGCCGUGAACGUUGUGCUUUCUUAGAAGCAGCUAUUCAUCAACGUUACGCUUUAGCUGAAUCACACGUGGCUUACACUCAUUCGCUUAGAGGUAUCGGUCAUUCUCUCCAUCUUUUCAUCAACCACCACCACCGUUUCGUCGCUUCCGGCGGCGCUACCGGUGCUGAUUCUCCUAGACUUAAUCUUCCUCCUCAGAGAAAAGGUGACCUUGACGAUGGCGACGGAGCAACAAAUUCACCUAAAAAAACAAAGCUUGCUUCUUCUCACCACAACCACGCUCACUCGGGUUCGGGUUCUGAUUCGGGUCAUCUCGAAUUCGAUUCAGAUUCCGAAGACGAUGAAGAAGAAGACGAUUUGGAUUUGGAUUCGUUGCAUCACCACUCUCCUCAACACCACCACCAUCUCGGCAAUUUCCCUAUACCCGAAUCAGCACCAAUGGGUGGAUACAUGGAACAACCGGGUUAUAUAACCCGGUACCCGAAUCCAGAGAUGAUGGGUCAUCUUCCUCCUCCUUACUCUGAUGGAGGAGGAAGUUAUAUGCACAUGAAUUACAUGAAGAACAAAUCCAUGCCUCCUUCAGUUGUCUAUGAGCAAAGACCAACUAGUCCUCAAAGAGUCUACAUAGGCGAAUCAUCAUCUUCAUAUCCAUAUCCUCCUCAAAAUCCAUAUUUUGGAUACUCAAAUCCAGUACCCGGAGACUACGGUUCUUCUUCUUCUACAACUGCUGCAGCCACAAAACCGCCACCGCCUCCACCGUCGCCGCCUAGGUCUAACGGUUGGGAUUUUUUGAAUCCGUUUGAUACUUAUUAUCCUCCGUAUACUCCGAGUCGAGAUUCGAGAGAGUUAAGAGAAGAAGAAGGUAUACCGGAUUUAGAAGACGAUGAUUCACAUUACGAGGUUGUUAAAGAAGUUCACGGGAAACCAAAAUUCGCCGGCGGUGGUGGUAAUCAACCGAAUCCCGCCGCCGUACACAUGAUGAGGGAAGAGUCUCCGUCUCCGCCGCUUGAUAAAUCCGGUGCUAGUACAAGCGGUGGAGGUGAUAUCGGAGAUGCGUCUGCGUAUCAGUCUAGACCGAGUGUGUCGGUGGAGAAACAAGGAAUGGAGUAUGAAGUUCACGUUGUUGAGAAGAAGGUUGUUGAGGAUGAGGAACGGCGGAGCAAUGCCACGGCGACACGUGGUGGUGGUGGAGGAGGAGGAGGUGGAGGGCCACGUGCGGUGCCUGAGGUUGCGAAAGAGAUUGAGAAUCAAUUCGUGAAAGCUGCAGAGUCAGGAAGUGAGAUUGCUAAGUUACUUGAAGUUGGGAAGCAUCCUUAUGGUCGUAAACAUGUUGCUUCGAAGAUGUUGCACGGGGUUACUCCUUCGGCGGUACCUUCUACCUCUGGAGUAUCUUCUUCGUCUGCUGCUGCUGUUGUGCCGCCUACUUAUGCAGAUAUUGAAGAAGAGCUUGCUUCGAGGUCGAGGAAUCUUUCUUCCACAUUGCACAAGCUCCAUCUUUGGGAGAAGAAGCUUUACCAUGAAGUCAAGGCUGAGGAAAAAUUGCGUCUAGCUCACGAGAAAAAGCUAAGGAAGCUAAAGCGUUUGGAUGAAAGAGGUGCCGAGGCUAUCAAAGUAGAUAAAACGCGGAGAUUAGUGAGAGAUAUGUCUACGAAAAUUCGGAUUGCGAUUCAGGUUGUCGACAAAAUAUCUGUAACGAUUAAUAAGAUAAGAGACGAAGACCUGUGGCCGCAACUGAAUGCAUUGAUUCAAGGGCUUACAAGAAUGUGGACAUCUAUGCUUGAGUGUCAUCAAAGUCAGUGUCAAGCUAUUAGGGAAGCACAAGGUUUGGGACCGAUAAGAGCAAGCAAGAAACUCGGCGAUGAACAUCUAGAGGCGACGAGUUUGCUUGGACAUGAACUUAUUAAUUGGAUAUUGGGAUUCUCUAGCUGGGUUAGCGCACAGAAGGGUUAUGUAAAAGAGUUGAAUAAAUGGCUCAUGAAAUGUCUUCUGUAUGAACCUGAGGAAACACCUGAUGGGAUCGUUCCUUUUUCACCUGGUCGGAUUGGGGCUCCACCAAUCUUUGUAAUCUGUAACCAAUGGUCUCAAGCUCUGGAUAGGAUAUCCGAGAAGGAAGUUAUUGAGGCAAUGCGUAGUUUCACUACAAGCGUGCUUCAGCUUUGGGAACAAGAUCGGUUAGAUACGAUGAUGACAGGGCACGGGGAUUCAGAGAAGAAAGUUAGGAACAUGGACCGAGAAGAACAGAGGAUACAGAGAGAGAUUCAAGCAUUGGAAAAGAAAAUGAUUCUUGUGGCACCGGGUGAUGGUAAUAGUCUUUCGAUAUCCGGUAACAUUGUCUACCAAAGCGAUACUAGCAGCGAUAGUUUACAAGGUAGUUUGCAACGGAUUUUUGAAGCUAUGGAGAGAUUCACUGCUGAAUCUAUGAGAGCUUAUGAGGAUCUCUUGAAGCGCACCGAAGAAGAAACUGCUCCACGAGAACUUGAGGAAGAAGAGGAAUAGAAAGCAAAACAGGAGGAAGACCUUUGCUUAUCAAUUUCAAUUUGAAUCCCAUGAUCCAGCUGUUUGCUGAUCUUGCAAUGCCAGAACACUCAGUUUUGCGGUUUGGUAUACCGGAAAACCAACUGGAAUCAUCUGAGACUCGGGCAAGAAACGCCCGUCAGGAUGAUGAUCUAAGAGGAGGCAGAAACCGGGUUAAGAUACGGCCAAUCGUCUGGUGAGUUUAGGCAUUUUAGUGAAAUUGGCUUUGAACCGGAUGGUUUUGAUGCCAUGGUCUAGAAAGGUUGGUGAUGAUAACUUGACAGUUAGUAGCCACAUAUGGACGCAAGUCACAGAUAUGAGUUGAGUCUAAUAAUUUAAAAUUUCAGUCUUUGUAUAUAAGACGCUUAGGAUCAAACUUAUGAUAAUUCUCAACUAUUCUUUUUGUAAAAUCCGAAGGUAGGAUAUAUAUAGCUCAGGCAAAUCUUUUGUUUUUCUUUUGAUCAUGUAUUAUUUCUCUGUCCAAAUAUGCUUUGUUCUUGAGCAGCUGGACUGUCUUUUAGUGGAGUAAAGUACGGUUUAUAUUCUAAGACAA
Messenger RNA from Arabidopsis lyrata subsp. lyrata, 3329 nucleotides. RefSeq lists its product as uncharacterized. NCBI's taxonomy places the organism in Eukaryota, Viridiplantae, Streptophyta, Magnoliopsida, Brassicales, Brassicaceae. The coding region runs from base 218 to 2758 and encodes 846 amino acids. The record is from RefSeq and is a predicted model, not a curated record. The transcript has 4 exons.